Struthio camelus australis is the source of this 4220-nucleotide messenger RNA. The record is from RefSeq and is a predicted model, not a curated record. NCBI's taxonomy places the organism in Eukaryota, Metazoa, Chordata, Aves, Struthioniformes, Struthionidae.
AUGGCCAGCCAGCUUUUGAACAUCCCCAAGGACAGAGACCUCCACAGCCUCCCUGAGCAACCUGUGCCAGCGUUCAACCAUCGUCAUGCUAGUGGAAACCUUAAGGACACCUUUGUUGGAGCCAGAAAUGGAAAAUACAGGCUUUUAAAAAUAGUCAUUGAAAAUGAACAACUUGUUGUGGGAUCCUCUAGGCAGCCUCUUGGAUCAUGGGAAAAGGAUUAUGAUUCCUUUGUUCUUCCCCUUCUCGAAGACAAGCAACCGUGUUAUAUACUGUACAGGCUGGAUUCUCAGAACGCUCAAGGAUAUGAGUGGAUCUUCAUUGCAUGGUCACCUGAUCAUUCCCCUGUUCGUCAAAAAAUGUUGUAUGCAGCAACCCGGGCAACACUUAAGAAAGAAUUUGGAGGUGGUCAUAUUAAGGAUGAAGUAUUUGGAACAAUACAGGAUGAUGUUUCACUGAGCGGAUAUAAAAAAUACUUGAUAUCACAGUCUUCCCCUGCACCUCUGACUGCAGCAGAAGAGGAACUUCGACAAAUUAAGAUUAAUGAGGUACAGACAGAUGUUGGUGUAGAUACUAAGCAUCAGACACUGCAAGGAGUAGCGUUCCCCAUUGCUAAAGAAGCUAUUCAGGCUUUGGAAAAACUGAAAAAUAAGCAACUCAAUUAUGUGCAAUUGCAAAUUGAUAUGAAAAAUGAAACUAUUAUUUUGGCCAACACACUUCAUACUGAACUUAAGGACUUGCCAAAAAGAAUUCCAAAGGAUUCUGCGCGUUAUCACUUUUUCCUCUAUAAGCAUGCCCAUGAAGGGGACUAUUUGGAAUCCAUAGUUUUCAUCUACUCCAUGCCAGGGUAUACGUGUAGUAUACGAGAACGGAUGCUGUACUCUAGUUGCAAAAGUCCACUGUUAGAAAUUGUAGAAAGACAGUUGUGGAUGCAGAUAAUUAGAAAAAUUGAAAUAGAUAACGGUGAUGAGUUAACUGCUGACUUCCUUUAUGAAGAGGUUCAUCCAAAACAACAUGCACACAAACAAAGUUUUGCUAAACCAAAAGGUCCUGCAGGGAAAAGGGGAAUUCGAAGACUGAUCAGAGGUCCAGCAGAGACUGAAACACCUACUGAUUAAAAGCUGUUAUUUGCACUAGCAAUAAGGUACUGCAACGAGAAAUGAAAUUUUGGCUUUUGCUAAUGAACUGAAGUCAUUCCCUUCAUAGAUGCUAGGAAAAAAAGCUUUUUGCUCUUCCCCCUCCUGACCUCAACACUACUCACAUAGUUUCUGUUUACCAUGUUUGAUGACGUGGAAUAGCUCAUUAUUUCAAAGCUAGAAGAGGAAAGCCAAGCCUGUAUCUCUUUAUUUUAAAUUAGAAUGGAUUAUUUAAUAGCCAUACAUGUGAUCAUAAACUUAACAGACAGAAGCCUAUUAAGGCUGUGUAUUCUGUGGUUAGUUUCAUUGCCUGUCUAGAUAGCAGACCUGUGUUCAGAUGAGUAGCCUAUUUAAACCAGUAAGUCUUACCAUGUGAGACGGUCUGAAGGACUGCAGCAUUGUCCCAGAUAAGUCUUAAUUUUUCCUUGUAGCUGUCAUGGAUAAUACUAUGAUAGAAGACACUCUUCUGUUUUUGAAAUGAUGCAUUGUUGGUUUUGGUUUUCUUAAUAGAAAAGUCAAUUUAAAAUCUGUUAUUUAAAAAAAACUGAUGCAGAUGAUCAGGAAUAGGUGGAAUGUUUUUUCCAUGCAAAAAAAGCAUGGUCGUUCCAAAUUAAUAACUAAUUUUGUGGAAUUGUCUUUUAAAGAAAUCUGACAUUAAACCACUGUAGCUUUUCCGGACUUUGAUACCACUCUUAAGCCUUAUAUGUUAAGUAUUGAACGAUCAAGCAAAAUGUAAUUAAAAGUGCAUCAGUCAGUAUACUGACUAUGCACUAUAUACUGUAUUAUGGAGCUGCUUUCAAAGCAAUAUACUUUAAGUUUAUAUAAGAAUUGAUUACCUGUGCACUUGGAUCCAAAACUAAGUUUAGUAAAAAAUUAAAUAAACUUGCUUCAUAGCAACUGAGUUAUUCUUGAUUUGAGAUUAUUUUCUAGUGCAUUUGCAGUGUGUACUGCAAUUUAAUACAUUCAAGAUGUUCUGAAAAUGAUUUUCUGAAUGCUUGAACUUUAAUAGUAACUUAAAUCCGUAACAAAAAUCCUACUAGGUCUUGAAAAACUGCUAGCACUAGCAGCACCUGACUAAGAUUUUGUCUUUUUUUUUCUUCCUCCUACAUACUAAAAUCAGAAGAGUAUAAAUUUAAUUGAACUGUAUUUAAUCUGUUUAAUAGCAAUAGGAAAAAUAGAUGCAUUUUAGAAGUAGACUAAAGAAGAACUAUAUGUGAAAAUCACAUAUACUGAAUGAGCUUAAAUAUUUAAAAUUGUAUAAUGAGGCAAAUAUCUAGUGGGUAAAAUAUAUUCCCCAGUGGGGACUUGUUAUUUGGUGUCUUGUGCAUGGGUUUUGUGCUUUUUGAUUGUUAAAACUACAUGGGAGUUGCAAGUCUUGGUUUAUUGCAUAUUAUUAUCAUAAAUUCUGGGUGGUACGCAUUACAUAGCUGCAUCACGUUGUUCUUACCUGAUGGAUGGAAGAUGUAUUUUAAGCUGUCACGUAGGGAAAUAAUGCUUUGACACGACUAGCUUGGUAAAAAAAAAAUUUUAUCUGUUAUUUCAUUUGGAGAUACUAGCUUGUUAUCGACCCUUUUGAAAUUGCACUGUAUAAUGUGAAGAUUGUAACAGUUCUUGGUUUUACUGUGGCUUUUUUUCAUCUACAGUAGACAUUUUACACCUCAGCUUUUCUGUUUAAUCUUACACACUACAUCAAUCCAAUUCAAUAGCUCUUGAUCCUCAGCUAAUCUCCUUGUCCUUAGUGCUACCGUGUUCUUUUUCUGCUUCAUGCCUUCUCUCUGAAGGGUAAGGAGCUGGUCUUAGGAAUUUUUGUUCUACCUACUACCUUCAGGCAAGCGUCAUUGUCUUUCAGACACAGUUCAUGUCUAUGCAGCUCACUAUACACUGUAGCUAAGUGUAUUUUUAGUUGAAGUCAGAAUCUUUUUGAUUCUGACUAAAUUUUUUUUUGAUUUAUUAAGGUUAAUGAAAGUUAUUAAGGUAUAAUAAGGUUAAUGGUCAACUGUAGCAGUUAAAAAAUCACUGCUAGAGGGCUUUUUGUUAGAAUUCAGUAUUCCUGCCCAUGUGCACUCCUGGCCUGGCUGACAUACACAAUUCUGCAUUUUUACACUGAUUAGAACCAGUACAGAAGUUCACCUUUUAAAUACUGGAUGUUUUAAAUAAUGAACAGCUUGACCUGAUAUGGAUGUGUACAUGUUGUGGGGUUUUUUUGUUUGUUUUCUCCAAAUCCUGCCUGAGGUAUAACAGAAGGAGUUUAUAAUGAGCUGCCCAAAGCUCAUUAUAAACCCUCAUGAGUUUCUAAUGAGUUCAGCCCAAACUAGACAUUUUAAGGUAUCUUCUUUUAAAAUACUUUGACACGGUCAGUUCACAGUCAUUGUUUCUGUACAAGUAAGUCAGUCCCUGACCAGCCCACAGCGUAAUGUCCUGAGCAUUCCCCAUCACCCACAAGAGAGACACUGCUGCAACAGACUGUUCUCUUAAAUCGUUUGAGCCUCACAGUGCUGACUGUGCCCUCAGGCCUCUUGUAGCUAUUCUCCUGACAAAGCAAUAAGAAGCAUCUGAUCUUUUUGUAAGAUCUGUCAUGUUUUCAUCUAUCUGGUUGCCUCACAUACAUAACACUACAGAUGCUCACUGUGAAUGAAUGUUUAGAGCCAGCACAAAAUAAGGGCAUUAAUAAAAGUGGUUCCUUGAACUGCCUCUGGUCAUUUAAUAAGUGAAAGUGUCCAUUCUAAGUUAUUGGUGGUCUUCAUAAAGCUCAAAAGCAAUGCGGCUGCUUGCAGUUAACUCACGUGCUGUUUAAUAGUCAGUAAUGAAAAAUGACAAACAGGUAAUUAUCUCUGAGCUUGGAUUACAAAGGAAUAAAGUAGGAAAAAAGCAGAUCAUCUAAAACAAGUAGAACUCCUAUUGGAGGUUUUGUAAAACUAACCAAGGUAAUAAUUGCUCUGUUACUUGGAUAAAGGAAAUUUUGAUUAUAGUGUCUAUGUGUUUAUCAAUGUACUGAAUGUAAGCCACCUUCAGAUGCUAAAAUUAAAUAAAAGUUUACUUCAUUAUCUAUUUCGCAAUUUACUUUAUAAAUAAAGAAUGAAGCUUUA